Molecule: messenger RNA, 4387 nt
Organism: Linepithema humile (Argentine ant)
Lineage: Eukaryota; Metazoa; Arthropoda; Insecta; Hymenoptera; Formicidae
Biological process (GO): regulation of transcription by RNA polymerase II
Molecular function (GO): RNA polymerase II cis-regulatory region sequence-specific DNA binding; DNA-binding transcription factor activity
Source: RefSeq, a predicted model, not a curated record
AUAGAUUUGACUAAAAAUCAACUGUGAAUAAAAUUUCGCGAAAGCGCGCGUAUUCGGCUAAAGAAAGAUGGCGGAACGAUCGAUGGUCGAUUCUCGACUUAACCUCGCAGUAAUGUCCGCUAGGUGCGUGUAAGUCGAAAUGGUUCUGUAGUCGUGUAAGCAUAACAGAGCGCCUAGGAAGGGAGUGACAGACAGGUGUUUAGAUCGUGCAAAAUAAUUCGGCGCGAAAAUCACGCGGGGUGCGCGCUGUAUCCGUGAAUAAGGAUCCGCAGUAUCAUCCUGCAGGAUUCCGUUUUAAUCGGCAGAUACGCGCACGCGCCACGUUCGCAUCGCGCUGUCUCUCACCGCCGAUAUAUACUCUGCCGCGAGUAACCGCCGCCAUAAUUAUUAUUUUAACCGAUGAAAUAUUAAUAACGGCAUACGUAGCACGUUUUCACGUCCGAGAGCACCGUCCCGGCGAGGAUGCGUCAGCGACGCUAACUGGUCGCUCGCUUGGAUAUGAUGAAAACUGUGUGUGUAUGCAUGUAUGUGUGGUGAGAGAGUGAGAGAGUAAGUGAUAAAGGGGUGAGGGGCAAGAGUGUGUCGUCCAUCCAAGCGUCGCGCGUGGAGAAACGGAGCACGCUAGCGCCGAUUCUGUCGAACUUUCCAGACGAGAGCGCGGUGCUCGUGCUUUCGGCGAGUCAAUCACUGGUGGUCGGCCGUAGUAUCUUUGCACGGGCUAUGUACCGUUAGCUCGAAUUCAUAUCCCGUUGGCCGGCUGAAGCAGGAUACUCGCGCUUUACCUACCUACCGACCGAGGAAGACCGAGCCAUAUUCGUUCGUGGUCGGUCGGCUAGCUCGUAAACCCGGAAACGAAGUGUGCGCGUCUCCGUUGGACGAGAACUCGUCGCGCGCGCGAGAAAGAGAUCGAAAUAGGGACGGAAGGAGAGACAGAAAGAGCAGCAGUGUGCGAGCGCGAAUUUAUCGCGAAGUCACUCUCAGAUUCUCUUGGAGCUUCCGUUAGAGAUAUAUGCGCGCGCGAUCUGUAUGACGUUGGUUUCUACGUGAUACCGCGUAUGACGUGUGCGCGGAGACCCAGCGACAGCGAUACGUCAGUCAGCGUCGCGUGCAUGUAGAAAUGAGAAAGUCGUUGCCGCCGCGCUGAGGAUUGGGAACGACGACGCAGGCGAGUCAGCCAGACGGACGAUUCCCGUACUAAGCGACGGAGUGCGGAGAGAACGAAGGCAGCGACCAGUAGCAGCGGUAACGUCGAGCUGAGUGCGCGCGGAGAGAUUCGUGGCUGCUUGCUUUAUCCACCUGCCUGUACUUACGGUGUAGUCAACUGGGAAAAUGAAUUUUACACCUUUUCCCGGAUUCACCGGUUCCCUACCAACGGGUACCGUGCAUCAGUUCGCCACGGCUAAAUUCGCACAGAAUCUCACUACUGGAGGUCAAGUGGUUGGAGUUUUGUCCGGUGGUGAGGGUGGAGUCCAUUACCUGAGGCCAGUGGAUCCGAAUGGUUUUGCCGUAGCUCAGGGUGGCAAUAAUCAACAGCAGCAGAUCAUCACCCUGCCUGUCACCGUACCGGGAAAAGAUGGCACGCAACAACAACAAACUGUUCAGAUACAAGUGAUCAAUCCUAGCGUAUCUCAAAGUGGAAACAGCGGUGAUCAGCCCAAGUAUCACUUGGCUCCGAUUUCGCUGAGUCAGUUUCCGCAAGGAGCAGCUACAGUUCUUACCGUUGCCUACAGCCAGCAGGGCGCGGAUGGAGUACAAAUCCAGGUUCAACCACAAAACACCGUAGCAACUACACAAACAUCGGAUCAAACGACGCAAAGCACAUCCACUGCUGUGACUACUACAUCACAACAAACCAUUCAGCAGACUGUACAGCUUCCGGGAGCACCUGAGGGUCUGACUGUAGUGGCUCAGAUUCCUCAAGAUUUGAUUCUGCGAGAAAGCAUAGAGGAAUCUAAGGAGGAUGUGAAGGAGGGCACGACGCCAGUGGCGCUUAUUAAGCGAGGCAGCGUGAAGAGUCAAGGCAAUCAAAGCGGGGAAGAGUUCAUCACUUCAUUGCCCCCGAGUUGGCAGAGUCUGGCUGCUCCAGGAUCUACAGUCGCGGAUUAUCUCUCCAGACUGCCCACCAGUACUUUGCCUCUUAGUUUGCAACAUUUCCUCAAAUUUUCGGCAGAGACUAUAAAGAGAGAAGCGACCAUCGAGUCUAGUCCACUCGGGGCAGAUGGUCUUGACGCCUCCGGAAGCACAGCUUCGGGUGAGCAAGCCGUGCAGAUUACAGUCGCCGGAGGAGAGACUGCCAUCAUUCCUGAUGUUGUCGAAGAGCAAGAAGCAGGCGCAAAACCGAAGCGGAAAAAGAAAUACAAAAAGAAACCUCCAAAACCGAAGAAACCAAAACCGGGACAAGUGAGCAUCGUUACCGCCCUCGACGGAACGACUUUAUUUUGCUGCCCCCAAUGCAAUAUGGCGUAUCCUGAGAAAGAAAGUUUGGAACAACAUUUAAUUGGACACAAAAUAGAAAGGAGGUUCAUAUGCGAUAUUUGCGGCGCUGGUCUUAAACGGAAAGAACACUUGGAACGGCACAAAUUAGGUCAUAAUCCCGAUAGACCAUUUAUUUGUUCCGUUUGUAUGAAAGGCUUUAAGCGAAAAGAACACUUAAAUUUACAUUUCGUUAUACAUUCUGGACAGAAAACUGAAGUAUGCACCGAAUGUGGUAAAGCGUUUUAUCGAAAGGACCAUCUUAGAAAACAUGCGAGGUCUCAUCUCGCUAAACGUGCCAAGGAGGAUCCACUCAACACCAACGAUUCGGCGCAAAAUCAACAACAGGCGGACCAACAGCAGCAGCAAGUAGAGAUACAACAACAAUCAUCGGUGCCUGAGUUGCAGCAAAUUCAGAUACAAGUCGGACAAGGCUCUCAAGCGCAGAUUCAUCAGAUCUCUGUUAGCGAGCAAUCUACUGUGGUGUUGCCUACGGCCGCCGAAACUGGAGCUAUGACUAUGCUUCAUCAGCAGCAACAACAGCAGCAACAACAGCAACAACAACAACAACAGCAUUAGCAACAGCAUACCGCCCCGAAUCAACUCGGGCGGUACUUUCGUUUCAAUCAUCAACAGGCUAGAAAUCGUGCAAAACAUAGCAUACUCGCUGAUUAAGUUUCGCAACUCAAUAGCAGAUCGAUGUUAUCGAGAGGAAGUUUCGUUGGUCUUCAUCAUUGCCUGAUUAAUUAUUCUGCAAUUUCCAUUUGAAAUGUCUCCGUUUCUUUCAAGUAAACGUCUUUGCCCACUGAUCUGCCGGCUACAAUUCGAAAUCUUGUGCACCUUUGAUAAUGACACGAAAAAAUUCGUAAUCAUGUUUAUAAUAAUUAAUUCUGUAAAGCGUAUCGCGUUGAAUCGAUACAAUUCUUAUGUGCAAGAUGUCCCGGUAAAGAUUGAAUGUGUCGAUCAGGUAAAAAGAGUAUGCAAGUUUAUAUAAAUUUAUUUUCUAUGACGCAUUUCUGUUGAGAAAUCUACUUUUAAAAUGAAGAUCUGAAAAGUAUUUCUUAAAAGAAUAUUUCUAUUUGAAAAAUUUUAAUAUUUUUUUUAUUAUUUUCAUGUGAAAUGAAAAUCAUGUGCAAGGUACGAAAUAUUUUUGUAUCCUAAAAAUAUCCUAAAAAUAUCCUAAAAAUAUUUCAGAAAAAAAAAAUUUUAUUUAUUUAAAAAAAAAGAUUCAGAUUUAAAAAGUUGGACUCCUCAAACGUCAUGAAACGCCUCAUCUUUACUGGGACAAUUGUAUGUAAGAGUUUCUCUCUUACGUACACGUUGUAGCGUACGUGGAAAGAAGCGACAGUAAUUGACCGCCUCGGAUGUGAUGAUGUAUUUGUCGCUGAUCCAGUUCCAUGACGCAAGUUAGAAAUAAAUGGAGAAGUUUAUAUAAAUAUAUAAAUAUAUAGAUAAAUAUAAAUACAAAAAUAUAUUUUUGAAAGCGCGAACUGGAUUCGCCGGAGGUGAGAAGGCAAUCGAGUUUUGGGCUGAAAAUAAUUCGCUUUGACGAUAAUGAUAAAAUACGUAAUGAAAGAAUUACAUGAUAAAAUACAAUAUGGAACUGAGUUGUAAAUACAGCGCGGCUUUUCAUCCCUGAAAAGGGGAGGGGAAGAACGUGUCGUAUAAAUAUUAGUGCGAGGUGAGUCUUAUUUAUUUCUCUUGUACAACACAAUCGUGACGUCGUGACACAGUCACAUGAAGGAGUUCGCCGGUGAAUCAUUAAGUUUAAUUUUUAUCUUGUAGAAGUACAUCAACGGAAGCAUGCUUAAAUUUUUCUACAAUUUAUAUCAUUGCAUACGUUGCGUUCAAAGACGCGAAACAAUGGUUACUGAAGUCCAUGUUCGAAGUACGAAAUGAUAAGAUCACAAUACAA